Messenger RNA from Paecilomyces variotii, 1585 nucleotides. RefSeq lists its product as hypothetical. Gene Ontology annotation, cellular component: cytosol; plasma membrane; cytoplasm. The transcript has a single exon. Gene Ontology annotation, biological process: ubiquitin-dependent endocytosis. Lineage: Eukaryota; Fungi; Ascomycota; Eurotiomycetes; Eurotiales; Thermoascaceae. Bases 215 to 1552 code for a protein of 445 amino acids. The record is from RefSeq and is a predicted model, not a curated record. Gene Ontology annotation, molecular function: ubiquitin protein ligase binding; protein-macromolecule adaptor activity.
GUGUGGAUCCACGGUGUGAUACCUAUAGAGUACUAAUUGAAAACAUUAUUGUCAAGGGCUCCUGGGUGAUAAUAAUAAUAAUAUGGGAUUAAGGGGUCGAGCGCUAAAAUGUUAAAGUUACUUCUCUACGGCCUAGGUAGCUUCGAGUGACUUGCUGUCCGUGAGGUAUCCUUCCAACGAUUAUUUAUAAAUGCCUUGAGGCCCCCCCUCCUUGAUGGUGCGUUGGGAGAGUCGCAUCCUGCAGCAGAAUGCCACCAUGCCUCUUACCAUCCAUCUCGACAACCCUCUCCCUUCAUACUCCGGAGGCGAAACCAUCCGCGGUCGGGUCACCCUCGAAUCCCUCACCCAAAUCGAAGUAAAAGACAUCCGAAUCACGCUCUCGGGAAAAGCCAAGACCAAGAUCAAGAAAGUGAAACACGUCGGCGCCCCCAGAACAACAUAUCGCGGCAAAGCUGUACUAUUCGAGAAAGAAAAGAUCCUAGUCCAUAUCGAUGGCACACUUCCUCCGCAGACACUCGAAUGGCGUUUCGAAUUCACGUUUCCUACACAUGUUCAAGCGCGCUCGGGUAAGAGCCAGUGGUCAAGCCAAAUACCGUUCGAUGCAGAGUCAACAACGCAUUCGUUACCGCCGACGUUUAUGGCGAAUGUGGAAAAUGAGUUGUGGGAGAUAGAAUCCGUCGUGGCGUAUCAGAUUCAGGUGGACGUGUCGAAGACGCAACGCAUGCUUGUGGGGAGGAAAUCGUUGAUUUUUCAUGAAGUGAUACCCCUGACGUUCAUACCGCCAGUUCCGUUCGAAGAAGAGAAAGGCUAUGCGUCCGCAUCAAGAAUGGAGACGUUCACGAUCAGAAGUCUCUUGUUAUUACCGGAGAAUCGAGGGAGGAAACUUGAUAUCCGGGAAAAGAUGACAUCGUGGCUAUCACCGAGUCAGCUGCCCGUGUUUAAAUUUCGGGUCAUAUUCAAUUAUUCCUCGUGCCUUCAUCAAUCGGAUCCCAUGGUCUGCACUUUAGAUAUCCAGCCUAUGUUGGAAGACUCGACAGUUGCAUCAGUCGCUCCCACGGUCUUCUUGAAGUCGGUUUCUCUCACGCUGCUGACUCGAACGGUGGCGUGGUCAUCGCCGUCGAUUAUAGGCUCCUUAGUAGGAGACGUCGAGGAGUCCAAGAAUAUUCUCUCGGAGGGAUCUUUGCGAAUACCGGCUACUGGUCAGAUAGACAUCAGUGGUGCAUGCGGACAGAUCUCUCUCCAGCAUCCAGAUCCGUCAUUUUCGACGUUCAAUAUCUGUCGCUCAUACAGGUUACAUGCGAGUAUAGUUCUGGAAUGUGCCGAGAAGACAGUUACGUUCUCUGUGAGUGAUGCUGACAUUCAUAUACUGCCUGAUAAGAGGAGUGUCGAUGCUUCUGAGGCUGGAAAGACAAAAGGACAUCCAUAUUCGGCUGGACGGGUCGAGGCGCCAAUGGAACCUGUGCCUGAACUUGAUAGCGAUGGAGUUUCCCCCCCUGCUUAUGAUUAUUCGUCCUCCGUGUCGGUUGCUAGCUGCGAAAAGGGAAGCUUGUAGUAGUUAUAUCUAAUAUAAAUCAAGUUGACAUAC